Messenger RNA from Hymenoscyphus albidus, 928 nucleotides. Lineage: Eukaryota; Fungi; Ascomycota; Leotiomycetes; Helotiales; Helotiaceae. The record is from the annotation of a GenBank genome assembly.
CGAAUAUCCUAUAUCCAGGUUUUGCUGUACCCCAUACGGAUUGUUGGUUCGCCGCGAAUCCCCUCCAUGGCUCCAACAUUCAUAUUUCUGUCUGCUUAGUUUUCUCCCACGUUCUACGAGUAUAUACAGAGUCUCUGUAAAGUUACAUUACCCUGCAAUUUUCACGUCUCAUCAUGUCAUCUCAAGCUCUAAGGCGAUGUAUGUCUUUGUCUUCCCCGCAGUGAAAGCGGCUACUGCAUGUGCGUUUGAGUAACAGUUACCGUACUUAGGUUGCAUUGUGAAGCCAAUCUCAAAUAUCGGUCAUGCUUCGAAGUCUUUCAUAUCGAUUUCUUCGGUGGGGUUGAAACAACAGAUGCGGUAUGUGUUUCUUUUCCGCUUCUCUUCGCCCCCGGUCCCACCAGUACGAAAGUUGAGAUCAACUAACAAUCUCAUUCUAUAUGACUCUAGACACGCCACAUCUACCACCAAUCCAAAACCCGCGGUCUCAGUCCCGCCAACUUUCGGAUUGGCACCAUCUAAAGGAAUCGAAAUUCUCGCUGCCCAGCGUCGUCAACGUCCCGUCGCACCCCAUCUACAAAUCUACAAGUGGCAGAUAACAUCCGUUCUCUCCAGUCUGGAACGCAUCACUGGCGCCACGCUGGCGGGCGCCCUCUACAUAUUCGGCACCGCAUAUUUUGUGUCACCAUAUCUAGGUUGGGAUUUGUCUUCGGAAGCCUUGGUUGCGGCGAUGGCAGGUUUGCCAAUGGCAGUCAAAUUUGCUGUCAAGUCUGUUCUUGCGUGGCCUUUUUUAUUCCAUUUUUUUAAUAGCUUGAGACAUUUGGGUUGGGAUUUGGGGAAGGGGUUUAAGAAGGUGGUGAUUGUUCGGACUGGGUAUGUGGCUGUGGCUUUGUCGUUUUUGGCGACGACUGGUUGUGCGCUAUGGUUUUAG